Molecule: messenger RNA, 931 nt
Organism: Mycena citricolor
Lineage: Eukaryota; Fungi; Basidiomycota; Agaricomycetes; Agaricales; Mycenaceae
Source: the annotation of a GenBank genome assembly
CCUUGUUCCAUCCGCUCCAUCCCAUCCCAUCCCAUCCCAGCUCGAUUCUGCAGCCCUUCUUUUUCGCUACAUGGACGAGGACAAGAAACUCGACCCUGACGUCUCAGAUCAGCAAAGCACGGAUUCGAGGCUCGAUCCCCGCAUCCGCCGCAAGAUCGACCUCCGGGUGAUCCCGCUUAUCACCCUGCUAUAUCUGUGUUGCUUUCUGGAUCGGAGUAACCUCGGUACAGCGUCAUUCGCGGAGUCCCCUCGUAUCGCUCACCUCCCUCUGCGCUCGUUUAGGAAAUGCCCGGGUUUGGAUAUUGCCUUUGUCCCUCCUUGCCUGGGAUGCUUAGACUUGAUGCGUGUGCAGAUCGCCGGGAUGGCCGAGGACCUCGAUCUGACGGGGAUGCGGUACCAGAUGGCGGCGGCGGCGUUCUUCGUGACGUAUGCUCUCCUGGAGGCGCCCUGCAACGUGGUGGCCAAGUGCGUACGCCCGUCGAUAUGGAUCCCGGGACUUACCCUCGCUUGGGGAAUUAUCAUGGUCUCGAUGGCCUUCGUCAAGACAUGGCGGGGACUGAUCAUAGCGCGUGUGUUCCUCGGCGUCGCGGAAUCCGGACUGGCGCCUGCGCUCGGUGAGAUGUGCACGGGCAGGAUGUCACCCGUAGCACUAGGAUUUAGCUAAAGACCAUGGCUCUUACCAUAGAAAUCCCAUCCUAACGUAUGGUGCUUACCAUGCCAUGGCUCUUGCCAUGCGUUUGCCUCGUAUCUUAUGGCGGGACAUCACUGAUUCCACUGCCACCUCCUUCCCAUUCCGGACGGUGAUCUUUGCCAUCACCACGGCGCACUCGGCUCGCCACGAAAGAUGAUUUCCCAUCAACUGGCACUGUCCUGACCGCAAUCCUGUGGUGAUGGCGCCUGAUGGCGGGCAUCCCGACCCCCGAUAACGCUA